Messenger RNA from Caenorhabditis bovis, 438 nucleotides. Lineage: Eukaryota; Metazoa; Nematoda; Chromadorea; Rhabditida; Rhabditidae. The record is from the annotation of a GenBank genome assembly.
AUGUUUGCACUAUCAUCAUUCCGAACGCCGAUUGUUGCUAAAGCUUCGAGAAUCUCAUUAUAUUCAACGAUUAAUGUAGAUUUUAAAGAUGAGAUCAAAGAGGAAGAGGAAAAACUGGUUGUGAGAAAACCGAUACCAAAAAAUUCUAGUAAAAUUCAAUCUUGGAGGAAACCUGUCUAUUAUGCUCCACAUCAGCAUGUUUUCGAGCAAUCUCCCGAUUUUUCGUUUAAAGAUGGCAGAACGGUACACGUGACGUCGCAAAAGCAGCUAGAUUAUAAAUUGGAUCAAAUUCGAUUGGCGAAGAAAAUAGUAUCAUUGCUUAAAGAAACGCAGGCUGUCGAAGAGAUUUACAAAAAAGAAGUUGCGCAGAAAGAAGCCCGAGAAAAGGAAGAAGCUGCGAAACGACCGAUUGAAAAGGGAAAAAUGAUGAUCGCUUGA